Abrus precatorius (Indian licorice) is the source of this 505-nucleotide messenger RNA. Its product is annotated as two-pore potassium channel 5-like. Gene Ontology annotation, cellular component: plant-type vacuole membrane. Bases 23 to 505 code for a protein of 160 amino acids. The transcript has 2 exons. The record is from RefSeq and is a predicted model, not a curated record. Gene Ontology annotation, molecular function: potassium ion leak channel activity. Gene Ontology annotation, biological process: potassium ion transmembrane transport; stabilization of membrane potential. Lineage: Eukaryota; Viridiplantae; Streptophyta; Magnoliopsida; Fabales; Fabaceae.
AGUGAUUCUGACCAGUCUCCAAAUGGGUGCUAGGGAGGGUUUCUCUGCAAGUAAUUACAUAGUUGAUGUGGCAAAGGGUAGGAUGAGGAUUAGAUUGAAGGUUGGUUUGGCACUUGGUGUUGUGGUUUUGUGUAUUGGAAUUGGGAGUUUGGUGUUGUACUUUGUGGAGGGUUUGGAAUUUGUUGAUUCUAUUUACUUGUCGGUUAUGUCUGUCACAACGGUUGGGUAUGGAGACAGCGCCUUUAAGACUCUUCCGGGUCGGUUAUUUGCGGCUAUUUGGCUCCUCUUUUCUACUUUGAUGGUGGCACGGGCAUUCCUCUAUUUGGCUGAGGCUAGAAUUGAUAGAAGACAUAGGAGAAUGGCUAAGAAGGUUUUGCAAAGAGAAAUCACUAUUGAGGAUUUGCUUGCUACUGAUAUCAACAACACUGGUUUUAUCAGAAGUGAGAACCAGAUAUUAGUUGGGUACCAAUUGAGGCCUGAUACCAAUCCUGGGCACCUAAUCUAA